AUGGAGAAGUAUCAAGAUGUAUAUAAGUUACAUAGCAAGAAACUGUACGGUGUCUGUAAAUAUUUGUUUAGAUAUGGUGUGAAGGAAAUUACUCACAAAGGAGAGAAGCAGGUUUUGGUAAAAUUGACCUACACACCGAAAAUGGAAACGCUGCAACAAAAGUUUGGCAAUUUACCUGUUACUUAUUACAGAUUACCUAUAGAAAAUGAGGAGGAACUUAGUCUCCUCAAGGAGGCCUUCUGUGAUUUUAGGUUUGGACAAAAGGAAAUUGAGGAGAAGAUGAUCGAACAAGGUAGUAGCAAUACACAACUUCAAAUCUUACCACCUCCUUUACCUUCAGUACAAGAAGAUCCACAAGCUAACUUGGGGAAAGCCUCUUCAGCAUCGUCAUCGUCAUCAUCAUCAUCAUCAUCAUCGGUGACAACAGCGAGACGGCAAGUAGGAAAAAGGAAAGUGGUAAAAGAUAUGGAAGAUAACACCAAAAAAUUUAAAAAUAUAGAAGCGUCGCAACAGUCUCAGUUUCUAUUUGAAAAUGAAUGUAUUGAAAUUUAUGAUGACCCAGAUUUAUUGUAUUUAAAUUCGCAGAAGAAGUUUAUAUAA
This is a messenger RNA of Agrilus planipennis (emerald ash borer), 600 nucleotides long. RefSeq lists its product as uncharacterized. The coding region runs from base 1 to 600 and encodes 199 amino acids. Lineage: Eukaryota; Metazoa; Arthropoda; Insecta; Coleoptera; Buprestidae. The transcript has 3 exons. The record is from RefSeq and is a predicted model, not a curated record.